GGGGUGAGCUCGUCUUCAAGAUGACCAGUGCAAUCACCAACAGAAGAGUCGAACAGAAGACAUGGCUUCAGACGAUUCACACAACAUCUACGGCUACGAGCCCUCCGUCGCCGCCGGCGUCAUCUUCAUCCUUCUCUUCGGCACAACGACAGCAUACCACGGUUGGCAAAUCUUUAGAGCGAGGGCGUUUUACUUUAUCCCGUUCUUUAUCGGCGGUAUCUUCCAAAUCAUCGGCUACCUGAUGCGCUGCCUGAGCAAUGGAAACACCGACUCGAUUCCACUCUACGCCCUGCAAACCGUCCUUAUCCUCCUCGCGCCUGCCCUCUACGCUGCGUCGAUAUACAUGGUUCUCGGCCGGUUGAUGGUCUUCCUCGGUGCCGAACACCACAGCAUCGUGCGGGUCAACUGGAUGACCAAGAUCUUCGUCGCGGGCGACGUUGUUUCUUUCCUCAUGCAGUGCGGAGCCGGCGGCCUCAUGUCCGGCGACGACCCGGACACCCGAACCCUCGGCGAAAACCUCACAAUCGUCGCGCUGAUAAUCCAAGUCCUCUUCUUCACCUUCUUCCUCAUAACAAGCAUAAUCUUCCACAAGCGAAUCAAUACCUCGCCCACCGCCCAAUCCCGCGAAACAGCUCUCCACUGGACCCUCACACCCCGCACCCUCCUCGCAAAGAACUGGAUCACCCUCCUCAUCGCGCUGUACACGGUCUCCGCGCUUAUAUUGAUUCGGUCGGUCUUCCGCCUCGUCGAGUUUAUAGACGGGUAUGGAGGCUUUCUCAUGACUCACGAGGCGUUCAUAUACAUCUUUGAUACACUGCCCAUGUUUGUUGUUAUGGUUGUUAUGAAUCUGUGGCAUCCGUGUUUUGUUAUAAGAGAUGGGAAGGGCGGGUAUAUCCCCCGCGGGGAUUUCGAGAAUGUGCCGUUGAGGUAGGGAUGUCAGAUACGGGCCAUGGUUCAGCUGGGGACUGGGUUGUGGGGUGUUGGAGGGGUGUACUGGGGUUACUGUGUGUUUCGGAUGGAUUGUAUUCUUUUUUUUUUUCUUUUUUUUUUUUUUUUUUUUGCAUCGGGUUUAUUGGGUUUGAGCGAGUCUGGAUUUGUUGUUAAAUGCUGUGAUCUGUUCUGCAAGAUAGCGAAAUAUAGAUACUAAACAUUGGAUGAUCAAAAAUGGCCACCUUGACGCGAUA
This is a messenger RNA of Aspergillus calidoustus, 1184 nucleotides long. The record is from the annotation of a GenBank genome assembly. Lineage: Eukaryota; Fungi; Ascomycota; Eurotiomycetes; Eurotiales; Aspergillaceae.